This is a messenger RNA of Cotesia congregata, 1470 nucleotides long. The record is from the annotation of a GenBank genome assembly. Lineage: Eukaryota; Metazoa; Arthropoda; Insecta; Hymenoptera; Braconidae.
AUGGGAGAAUCUUCAUCUGAAGGCUCAAUGGACGAAGAGGAAGUGAUAAGAAAUUUCGACACAGAGGCUAAAAUAAUUGUUCGAAGUGAAGCUACUCCUAAAAAAUCUAGUGAUCGUUAUCUUUUGGUUUAUAAUACUUAUAAAAAGUGGCGAGAGGAUAACAAAAAUUCAUUGUCCUCCUCAGAAGAAAAUAAUUUAAUUGUUUAUUUUGAAGAACUUAAAUUAAAACUUAAACCACCGACUCUAUGGAGUAUAUGGAGUAUGCUCAAAAAAACUUUAAAUGUUAACGACGAUGUUAAUAUAGGUAAUUUUUUAAAUUUGAAAAGUUUAAUUAAGUCAAAUGCUAAAGGUUACAAACCUAGAAAAGCAUUCGUUCUCAGAUGGAACCAAAUCAUACAAUUUAUGAAGGAAGCUUCGGAUCAGACAUUUUUAGUCAUGAAGGUAAUUCUCAUAUUUGGAAUCUGCGGUUGUCUACGUUGUGACGAAAUCACUAAUAUCACAGUUCAAGAUGUAGAAGAUUUGAAUGACAAAUAUUUAGUGUCAAUAAAUGAGAAUAAAAAUGACUACGGUGGGCAGUUUAUAAUUGGUAGGGUGACAAUCGAGCCUCUAGAUGACAACUUGGAUUUUAAUUUGAAUUAUGCUGAUUUUGAUGACGAUUUCAGUAUUGAUACAAUCGAAUCAGGUUUAACUGGAGUAGCAGAGAAUGGGUUCACUACAGCUAGUAAUAAUCCAAUACUUAUUCCAAAUACUAAACCAAAUGAGACGAAUGCAAACAAAAAAUGCUUAUUUGUUGACAAGCCAGCAAUAAAAUUAAAGUUUCAACAACAAUCUGAUAUUCAGCCAACUUAUGUUCAACACGCCAAUGUUCAAUCACCUAAUGAGCAGCAAUCUAAUGUCCAGCCAUUAAUGAAAAAAUGUUAUUCUUUUGUGAGUUGGAUGCAAAAUCCGGUGGAUAUUAACCUCGGAUCUAAGGCGGGACCAGUUGGUGGAUGGGUAAAGAAUGAAAUCUCUGAAAUAUGUGUCUUGCGACAGAGCCAGACUUGGUGUAGGGUUUUGAAAAUUAAAAUAGUUUCGCCGGGAAUAAAAAAGCUGAAGAGGUUCGGGCUCCGGCCUUCCGGUAUUUACAUAAUGCCAAGGUAUAAUAAGUGGAACUCUCGCCCGACUUCCAUUACUAUUCCAUGGGGUUUACCACCCACUCCUUUCCAACUGGGUUUUUCCUCAACUCAGCUCUGCUCGGGAAUUAUCGCAACUGGUGGACCGCAACAAGUUCGAUUCGGUAGCUUUCAAGGAGUGCCAAUUACAGGCAUUGUCCUCCACCUUUCUACUGAAGAAUCGGACAAUGAGUCGUUAGAUGUCCUUUGUCGAGUAUUUAGUGACCUCUUACUUCGAGAGUCCUUGAUGACUCAGUUAUCAAGUGGUUUCAUACCACUGUUUCGAUUUUCGCUUCCUAAGAUUUCUCUGUUCCGAUGA